Molecule: messenger RNA, 1110 nt
Organism: Rhipicephalus sanguineus (brown dog tick)
Lineage: Eukaryota; Metazoa; Arthropoda; Arachnida; Ixodida; Ixodidae
Product: RING finger protein 151
Exons: 2
Coding region: 52-1008 (318 amino acids)
Source: RefSeq, a predicted model, not a curated record
GGCUGCGAAGGGGUUGGGUGCGUGUUUUUCUCUGCCAUCUUGCCGCACGAGAUGGGCACGUACACGUUGUACGGAUUUUCGGAGGACGUAGACAGGAGACCGUGGCACUUCGUGGAGCCCAUAGACGACGUCAAGGUGUGCAGCGCGUGCCGUCUAGUGCCGAAGAAAAGCGGGUUCCUGCCCUGCCGCCACGUCUUGUGCGAGACGUGCUACGACCAGUGCAGGAAGAGAGGCCACGUAUGCGUCAUGGACGGCGAGGCGUGUCCGGAGGCGACCGUCGAGUGGAGAGAGUUUUCCGACGAGAAGCUACUCCGGAGAGAGGUCACAUGCUGGAACAAGGAGUACGGCUGCGAAGCCGUCACUACUGUUUCCAGCAUGGCCAACCACUUUUACGAAAAGUGCUCCCACCAUCCCUCGAGCUGCCCCAAGUGUUUGGCGACGGUUCUGCACAGACACAUGAUCGACCACAUGGAAUCGCGCUGUUCAGCGCACGUCCUGAGCCGGAAGUCGUCCUCGACGCCAAGUUCUCAAGGCUUGCAAGAGGAAAUGCGCGGCGUCCAAACGCUACUCGGCAACAUAAAGCAGUACCUGGAAAACGCCGCCACCGAGAAGGAACUCCUAAGUUCGAAGAUCACCGAGGUCUCCCAGCACCGCCUAGACGUCCAAGCACAAAUGGGGGAAGUCGUCAGAGAAGUGAAAGAACGAAUCGACCAGACGCUCAGAGUCAUCGAAGAGAACGCAAAGAGGGACGAAGAGGUUCGACGGGAGUUCGACGAGCUCAAGUCGACCUUGGAACAACGAGUGGCCGACGUGAAGGCGACCUUGGAAGCUUCCAUCCGGGCCCAUAAAUCGCAGGCCGAAUCGAGAAGCAGGUCGCAGAGCGUCGUGACGCAAACAGUGAGUGCGUUGCAACAAGAGGUGCAGCGCAUGAAAUCGGCCGUGGAAGAUAUCCAGCACGAGUUGUGUCCCGAAGGCGAGCCUUCCAACAAUGUGGACGAGAAUCGUUAGUACUUCGGGUCGUCCUGUCGCUGUCGCUUUGAACCGCUUGCCUAAUAAAGACUUCAAAAUAAAGGCGGAAAAUUCAAAUCGCAAAUCGGCACAAACACGCAU